UUUUAAAGAAGCUGAGAUUUUGACAGCACCUUCCAGAAUCCUAAUGAAGAUCGGAGUCCACCGAAUGAUUUUCAAUCAUACAGCAACGAACAAACUUUGCUACUCUCUCGUUCUGUCUCUAUAGAAGUUGUCAAGAGAGACUUUGUGGGAGUUAACUCUGAUAAGAGAGAACGAAAAGCUCUGUUUCAUAGUUUUAUUUAUACUUGUAUUCAAUGAACCAGCCAAAACCAGGCGGACACAGUUUUGUUUUCUUCUUUUUUUCAGUUCAUAAUUUGCGCAAAACCACCGGGGUUUUGCUUAUUUUCGUGUUUUGAUUGAAGGGUUCAUGGCUUUGUGGUGGUCUUUUGGAAGAUUUUACUGAGUUUAUCAUCUUGUGGUGGAUAUUAAGCUGACCCCACUCAAAAUUUUGGGUGACAACUACAAAAGCCUGUGGAGCUGAAAAUACAAGUGUCCAUUUGGCGUUUUUAUUCAUUAGUGUUUUUUUUUCCAAUUAUGUGUAGAGAUAUGAAGCGUGCUUUGACUUGUUUAUCUUCUUUUGGUGUUUUGGGUUCAUACUUUUGAGUAUUAGCUUGCUGGUAAUUGAGAUUAAAGUGUCAAAAGUUACAGCUUUUUGUUCACUUUUAAGCUCAAAGUAGAGAAUUAGGCUUUACUCUUUCUCUCUCUCUCUCUUUCUCUGGCUUGGAUUGAUUGAGUUUUCUGGUAAUUGACAAAUUCUGGUUCUCUUCAAGAUCUUUUAGAUGGUUUUCAGUUUUUGGUUGGGUUGGUGAUGGAUUUCCUGUGAAGUUUAGAUUCAAAGAAGUUGUAUUUGAGUUACCCCUUGUUUUGAUUUAGGACUUGGGAAGCAAAUAAAGUGGUGAUUUUGUGUUCAGAGUUGUUGGGUUUACUCUAGAGAGACAGAUUAAUAGAGUUAGGUGGAAGCUCGAUAAUCACUUUGAGGUGGCUUUGGAAAUGGCUGCUAGAGUUGAGAUUAAUGAAGACACUGAAAAUAACCAAGGAAGCAUGUGGGUUUUGGAUCAGAAGCUUGAUCAACCCAUGGACGAAGAGGCUGGAAGGCUGAGAAAUAUGUACAGAGAAAAGAAAUUUUCAGCCUUGUUACUUCUGCGGCUUGCAUACCAAAGUCUUGGAGUUGUAUAUGGAGACUUGGGGACGUCUCCCUUGUAUGUUUUCUACAAUGCAUUUCCUCGUGGAAUCGAUGAUCCAGAGGAUGUGAUUGGAGUUCUUUCAUUGAUUAUAUACUCGCUUACUCUUGUCCCGCUCAUCAAGUAUGUUUUCAUUGUGUGCAGAGCGAAUGACAAUGGUCAAGGGGGAACUUUUGCACUAUAUUCGUUGCUUUGUCGACAUGCAAAAGUAAAAACCAUUCCUAAUCAACACCGAACUGAUGAAGAUCUGACAACUUACAGCCGUUCUACUUUCCAUGAACAAUCAUUUGCUGCAAAAACCAAGAGAUGGUUGGAAGGGCAUGCAUUUAGAAAGAAUGCACUUCUUAUUCUUGUUCUUGUUGGUACUUGCAUGAUGAUUGGUGAUGGGAUUCUCACUCCAGCUAUAUCAGUUCUUUCAGCCACUGGAGGGAUCAAGGUGGACCACCCCCAUAUGAGUAACGGUGUAGUUGUGGUUGUCGCUGUUGUAUUAUUAGUUGGUUUAUUUAGCAUGCAACAUUAUGGUACAGAUAAAGUUGGCUGGCUCUUUGCACCAAUUGUGCUGCUCUGGUUUCUCAUGAUUGGAGGAAUUGGCCUUCUCAACAUUUGGAAAUAUGAUAGCAGAGUUUUAAAAGCUUUUUCACCUGUAUAUAUAUACCGAUAUUUUAAAAGGGGGGGACGAGAUGAUUUUACCUCCCUUGGAGGUGUCUUGCUUAGUAUUACAGGGACUGAGGCACUUUUUGCUGAUCUAGCCCAUUUUCCAGUUUCAGCUGUACAGCUUGCCUUUACUGUAGUUGUGUUUCCUUGCCUUCUAUUAGCCUAUUCUGGACAAGCUGCCUACCUUCUGAAGCACCAGGAUCAUGUGGUCGAUGUUUUCUAUCGUUCUAUUCCAGAGAGUAUAUAUUGGCCAGUUUUUAUUGUUGCGACUGCGGCUGCUAUAGUAGCAAGCCAGGCUACCAUAUCUGCAACUUUUUCGAUAAUUAAGCAGGCCGUUGCACUUGGGUGUUUCCCGAGAGUUAAAGUUGUGCACACAUCAAAGAAAUUCCUUGGGCAGAUUUAUAUUCCAGAUAUCAAUUGGAUCCUUAUGAUUCUUUGCAUUGCAGUGACUGCUGGAUUCAAGAAUCAAAGCCAAAUUGGAAAUGCUUAUGGGACUGCCGUCGUCAUAGUCAUGCUGGUAACAACAAUGCUGAUGAUUCUAAUUAUGAUACUUGUAUGGCGCUCUCAUUGGAUUAUUGUGCUGAUCUUCACUGCACUAUCAUUGGUUGUGGAAUGCACAUAUUUUUCUGCUGUGCUCUUCAAGGUUGAUCAAGGUGGCUGGGUUCCCCUUGUAAUUGCAGCAGCCUUUCUCCUUAUCAUGUAUGUUUGGCAUUAUGGUACCUUGAAACGAUAUGAGUUUGAGAUGCACAGCAAGGUUUCAAUGGCCUGGAUUCUUGGCCUUGGCCCUAGUUUAGGACUAGUUCGGGUCCCCGGAAUUGGACUUGUGUACACAGAACUGGCAAGUGGCGUGCCCCAUAUCUUCUCCCACUUCAUUACGAACCUCCCCGCCAUCCAUUCUGUUGUCGUUUUCAUUUGUGUCAAGUACCUCCCUGUCUACACAGUCCCAGAAGAAGAAAGGUUCCUUGUAAAGCGGAUUGGACCCAAAAGUUUCCACAUGUUUCGAUGUGUUGCGAGGUAUGGCUACAAAGACCUCCACAAGAAAGAUGAAGAUUUUGAGAAAAAACUCUUCGAUAAUCUCUUCUUGUUUGUCCGGCUUGAAGCCAUGAUGGAAGGGUGUUCAGAUUCAGAGGAGUAUAGCAUAUAUGGACAGCAAACUGAGCAGUCAAGAGAGGGCCUGCUGAACAACAAUAACAAUGGAAACACAUCCUCCUCCAUGACAGGCCUAACCAUAUCGUCGGCAGACUCAAUCACGCCAGCAAUGAAAUCGCCGCUGCAUGCAAAUAAUACAGUGAGGUCAUCCAGUCAAAUGAGCAGCCAAACUGAGACAGAUGAGUUAGAAUACUUGAAUAGUUGUAGAGAUGCUGGAGUUGUGCAUAUUCUGGGGAAUACUGUGGUAAGGGCAAGGAGGGAAUCAAAGUUCUAUAAAAAGAUAGCAGUUGAUUAUAUAUAUGCAUUUCUUAGGAAGGUUUGCAGACAAAAUAGUGUAAUAUUUAAUGUUCCUCAUGAGAGUCUGUUGAAUGUUGGACAGAUUUUCUAUGUAUAAUUUUUUCUUUUUAUCCUUUUUAUCAAAAAGAGUAACUUUGUAUUGGUUGGUUUUAAUAAUCUAUUUCAUCUUUCCGGUUAA
Messenger RNA from Mangifera indica (mango), 3417 nucleotides. Its product is annotated as potassium transporter 11-like. Gene Ontology annotation, biological process: potassium ion transmembrane transport. The coding region runs from base 949 to 3336 and encodes 795 amino acids. The transcript is spliced from 8 exons. Gene Ontology annotation, cellular component: membrane. Lineage: Eukaryota; Viridiplantae; Streptophyta; Magnoliopsida; Sapindales; Anacardiaceae. Gene Ontology annotation, molecular function: potassium ion transmembrane transporter activity. The record is from RefSeq and is a predicted model, not a curated record.